Molecule: messenger RNA, 810 nt
Organism: Pelodiscus sinensis (Chinese soft-shelled turtle)
Lineage: Eukaryota; Metazoa; Chordata; Testudines; Trionychidae
Source: RefSeq, a predicted model, not a curated record
AUGGCUUUCCAGAUUGCUCCUGAUUCCACUGGGGAUUUUUGUUCUUCCCUUGUGGCAGGCAAGUCCUGGAAAUCCCUCACUCCUUCCCAGAAGAGGCCGUAUGUGGAAGAAGCGGAAAGGCUGCGGGUGCAGCACAUGCAAGAUUACCCCAACUACAAAUACCGGCCACGGAGGAAGAAGCAGGUCAAGCGUAUCUGCCACGCCGGCAGCUACAGGGAGGCCCGGACCAGCAGCAGUGCCAGCAUGGACACCUACCCCUACGGGCUGCCCACCCCGCCUGAGAUGUCCCCUCUGGAUGUGAUCGACCCGGAGCAGAGCUUCUUCGCCUCCCCCUGCCCGGAGGAGCAUCACCACCCCCGUAUGACGGGGGCCCCUUUCUCAUCAGAGUACUCAACCAGUCCCCUCCUGUGUAACCACCACCCCCUGGGCCCCAUGUCUAUCCCUCAGCCCGGCACCCCCAUGAUCUCCCCUGCCUCCAGCUGCCCGCCUCCGCCUCCCACCUACUACCCACCAGCCUUCCACCCCGUCCACCCGCCCAGCCUCCAUGCCCACCUCGGCCCGCUCUCCCCACCCCCCGAGCACCCCAGCUUUCUCAGCCUGGACCAGCUGAGCCAAGCGGAACUUCUGGGGGAGAUGGAUCGCAAUGAGUUUGACCAGUAUCUCAAUGCGCCCAGCCACGCAGACCACGGUGGGGCCAUACUGAACAGACACGGGCAGGUGCCUCCGGUCGCGGGGGGUUCGCCCUCUGCAGAAACUAGCCUCAUCUCCGUCCUAGCAGAUGCCACUGCUAUCUCAGCCUGGACCAGCUGA